Messenger RNA from Australozyma saopauloensis, 552 nucleotides. RefSeq names its product translocation channel protein (gene TIM22). The record is from RefSeq and is a predicted model, not a curated record. Bases 1 to 552 code for a protein of 183 amino acids. Gene Ontology annotation, molecular function: transmembrane protein transporter activity. Gene Ontology annotation, cellular component: TIM22 mitochondrial import inner membrane insertion complex. The transcript has a single exon. NCBI's taxonomy places the organism in Eukaryota, Fungi, Ascomycota, Pichiomycetes, Serinales, Metschnikowiaceae. Gene Ontology annotation, biological process: protein insertion into mitochondrial inner membrane.
AUGGUGUUUGGAGUUUACACAGGUCCUCAGGAGCCCGAGAAGCCUCUAGCCCUGCUAUCCCAGGAGGAGCAGGCAGAGCUCGGCGCACGUAAAAUGGUAGAGGCAAUGCAAUCAUGUCCGGGCAAGACAGUGAUGGCUGGAGGUUCUGGUUUUGUUCUUGGAGGAUUCUUUGGAUUAUUCAUGGCCUCGAUGGCUUAUGAUGUCCCAGUCGGAAACAAUGCUGCCAAUCACAUCAGUGAGUUGCCUUUCAAACAGCAGAUGAAGCUACAAUUUAGCGAUAUGGGUAAGAGAUCGUUGAGCAGUGCGAAAAAUUUCGGUUAUAUUGGUAUGAUCUAUUCUGGUGUGGAAUGUUCAGUGGAGAGUUUCCGUGCCAAGCACGAUAUCUACAACGGUGUGGUAGCUGGAUGUAUUACUGGAGCUGGGCUUUCUAUCAAAGCUGGCCCACAAGCAGCCGCUUUUGGUUGCGCAGGUUUCGCUGUGUUCUCUACGGCCAUUGAUCUCUACAUGAGAUCCGAGAGCGCCGCUCCUCCAAGCAACGACUAUGAUGACUAA